Messenger RNA from Copidosoma floridanum, 5947 nucleotides. RefSeq names its product Sterile20-like kinase (gene Slik). Gene Ontology annotation, molecular function: ATP binding; protein serine/threonine kinase activity. The record is from RefSeq and is a predicted model, not a curated record. Lineage: Eukaryota; Metazoa; Arthropoda; Insecta; Hymenoptera; Encyrtidae. Gene Ontology annotation, biological process: protein phosphorylation.
GAUAGAGUACUGCGACGGUGGUGCCGUGGAUUCAAUAAUGGUGGAGUUGGAGAAGGCGCUGACCGAGCCCCAGAUAGCCUACGUUUGCCAGCUCAUGUGCAAGGGCCUCAUUUUUUUACACAAGGCCAAAGUCAUUCACAGGGACCUAAAGGCCGGUAAUGUUCUACUCACUAUGGCUGGAGGCGUGAAAAUCGCGGAUUUUGGCGUUUCCGCGAAAAACAAGUACACGUUGCAAAAACACGACACGUUCAUCGGCACUCCCUACUGGAUGGCGCCGGAAGUCGUGUUGUGCGAAACGUUUCGGGACAACCCCUACGAUUUCAAGGUCGACAUAUGGUCGUUGGGCAUCACGUUGAUUGAGUUCGCGCAGAUGGAGCCGCCGAACCACGAGAUGUCACCGAUGCGCGUUCUCCUUAAGAUCCAAAAAAGCGAUCCGCCAAAGCUCGAGCAGCCAAGCCGUUGGAGCAAGGAUUUCAAUGACUUCAUAGCCAAAGCUUUGACGAAGGAUCCGUCCACGAGACCCAACGCCGAGGAACUACUGAAACACCCGUUUGUCAACCGAAAUCUCGAUUCCAAGCCGAUUCGGGAUCUUUUGCUCGAGUACAAGGCCGACGUCGUUGAGGAGGAGCUCGUCGAUGAUGACGCUGAGGAGCAACGCACGUCACAAAUUCCCCUGGAAUUGGACCAAAUCGGAGAUGACUCUGCCUCUGUUCGCAGCGACAAUGAUGCCAAAGUUGCAGACAAAGAAAACGCAGCGCCAGUCCCGGCGACAGCCGCCAAGAAGGAGGAGAGCAACAAGCGUGAAAUCGCCCGGGACGGCGAAAAAGAGGAGCGCAGCAAGAAACUGCGCAAGGCCGACUCCAAGGAGAACAUACCCUUGCCCUCGGAGAAGAAACCAGCUCCAAAGCCCCCGGUGCCAACACCCAGCGAAGCAAGCACCGAGCGACGGUUCGCCCAGCAAAAGGGCCCCGCCCCACCGCCUCCGUCGAUGGCCCGCCACGAGAGCAAAACCGACCUGAGCCAAGCCAAAAGCGAGCCCAAACCAAGUGCCAUAGACACCGUCAACCACCAGCAAGCGCCUCCAGUUCCGGCCAAAGUGACCGACCAGAAACCACCGGUGGCCAACAAGCCCGAAACCACUGCCGUCAACGGCGAGGCCAAACGGCGCAGCUCGUCCGAGGGCAAAAAGCCCCCGGUGACCCCCGAGAAGCCCAGCCUGGCCAAGAUGCACGACACGUCGAGAUCCCGGAGCGUCGAGGGCAAGCCCAGUCCGGCUUCCAAGAGCAGGCAACAGCCGAGCGUCGAGGAGAAGCGCAAGUCCGCGCCAGUCAAGCCCGUGGGAAGCAUCGAGGACUGGCAGCUCGACAAGAAGAAAAACAGACGCGAGAGGCAAUCGUCGCGAGAAGCGAGCCCGGUGGACAAGAGGAGGGCGUCGAGCGGCAGUAGCAGCGGCAGCGAGAGCCGGCGCAGCCUCGAGCAGAAGCGCAAAUCCGUCGAGGACAAGCUGAACACCUUGCUCGAGAAGCAACAGCAGAGCGUCCUCAAGCGGCAAGUGUCCCAGGACUCGUCGUCGUCGUCGUCGUCCUCGUCGGCGCAACAGUCGCCCAAGACCGAGGAGAGCCCCUUGAAGUCGACCUCGAGCUCCAACGACACCACCAAAAUGGUCAUUAGCUGCGACGAGGACGAGGAGAGUAAGAGCAGAAGCGGGAACUCGUCGCGCAACGACUCGCUCGACAACUUUUCCGAUGACCCCGAAGCCCACCGCCCACCCACCAGAGUCGCCGAGGACAUGGUCGACAGGGCGAAGGACAAGGCCCCUGGUGGAGUCAACGUGUCUGUCAUCACAUCGACGCCCGUCAAGAACAACGUGUCGAGAAGCGCCAGCGGCGACAAUAUCGUCGUCAUCACGGGCACGGAUAACGAGCACCGGGCCAACACGUCGACGACGGUGCGCAUAACAGCCGAGAGCCCCGACCCGUCCAACAGCCUCGCGAGCAAUGUGAGCCAAGUGACGGUGGUCACGACCCACCCGCCUGUACUGAUCGACGCCGCGUCGAGUCCACCGCCACCCAGGCGCGCCUCGUCCGAGGUCGUCAUCGUCGCCAACGAGACUAACAAGACACAAGUGAACGAGAGCGCAGUGGAGGACGACGGCUUCACCAGUCUGGACAGUCUCGAGUACACGCCGCAAGAGCAGGCGAUAGUCAUAGAUCAGUCGGCGAGUAACGGGAAAAAGAUAGGCAAGCGGCUGGACGAGUCCGAGGUCGUCAUAGUCAGUCCGAUCGAGGAUGAGCAGCAGCUGUUGCUCGACACUAGUCACGUGUCUGUGGUCACCGUCGGUGACGAGCGCGAACAGGUCAAGGAUUCGUCGGCCCUCGGCACCCCCAUCCCCGAGAACGACAGAACACGGAAACUCAUGAACGGACAGGUACGACAGACCCUCGAGCAGUCGUCGACUGGCGAGACGACGACACCGUUGAAAGCUAAAGACUCGUCGCAUCGCAAUCAGAACCAAGUGCACAACAAACAACGCGUGUCGCCGGAUAGUUACGAGGGCUCGUCGAUACGUUGUUCUCAGAGCGAUUCAGCCUCGACUCGCUCGCACACGCCGAGCAAGAGCAUCGACCGGUCGGACGCCGAGUCCAUAUCGACGACCAUCAGCCAAGACAGCCGUGGCUCCAACAAAGACGCCAACAAUCACGCGAGCAACAACAACAACAACAACAAUAGUAGUAGUAGCGUAGUGACGACAACAACCGGCGUUGUCGAGAACAAUGGCCAUCACAGGACAGAGUCGAGGCAGUCGACCGAGAUGGACGAGGAGGUGGUGUUGCGCAGAAAGCCCGAGUACACCCGCGAAAUCCCGAGGCGGACCAAGGAGGACCUCGAGAGGAUACAGAUGAUGAAUCUGAAGAAAAAGACCAGGAAGCGCACCCGCAAGUUCGAGAUUGACGGCGUCGUCGUUACGACCACGACUUCCAAGGUUAUUUACGGCGACGAUGAGAACGGAAAGUUCUACGACGACCAGAUAUUCCGGAAGCAGGAGCUGCGGGAGCUCAAGAUGUUGCAGAAAAUGGAGCAAAAGCAGUUCCAGGAUCUGGCGCAGAAGGCCAUGUUGAACAAGGAACAGUCGGAGAAGCGGAACGAGCAGGAACGCCAGAUGCUGGAGCGCACGGCCGAGGCCGAUCUCGAGGCGCUCCUGAGACAGCAACGCCAACAGUUGGAACGCGCCGAGGCGCAACAGGAGGCCGAUCUGAGGUUGGCCUCCAAGAAGAUCAGAGCCGAACAGGAACGAGAACUCAAGCAAUUCCGCGAGGGCCUCAAGCAGGACCUCAGGCUGCUCAAGCAAGAGGUCGACCUUAUGCCCAAGGAGAAGCGCAAGAGCGUGUUCAAGGUGCGCAAGGAGAAACUGGAAGCCGAGCACGAGGAGCGGGAGAAGCUCUUUCUGGAGAAGCUCAACGAGAGCCACGAGACGUCGCUGCGCCGUCUUUCGGACGGCCACCGGGAGAAGAUCGCCCUGAUGGAGCGCCAGUUUCUACAGCAAAAGCAGCAGCUGCUCCGGGCGCGGGAGGCCUCGCUCUGGGAGCUCGAGGAACGCCAGAUCCACGAGCGCCAGCAGCUGCUCAAGCGCCAGCUCAAGGACAUAUUUUUCCUGCAGCGCCACCAGAUGCUCAUUAGGCACGAGAAAGAGCUCGAGCAGAUGAAACGCAUGAACCAGCGCAAGGAGGAGGAGCUCGUCAAGCGCCAGACCAUUGAGCGGCGCAACUUGCCCAAGAGGAUUCGCAACGAGAUGAAGGCUCGCGAAAUGAUGUUCAGGGAGUCGAUGCGCAUCUCUAUAUCGACCGCAGUGGUGACGGAUCCGGACGACGAGCGCGAGAAGCUCAAGAAAUUCCAGGAGAACGAGAAGAAGCGCUACCGGGCCGAGCAGCAGCGUUUCGAGCUGAAGCACUUGCGCCAACUCGAGGAGAUGAGGGCGGCGAGCGACGCGGCGAUCAAGGAGCUCGAGCAGCUCCAGAACGAGAAGCGCAAGAUGCUCCAGGAGCACGAGAUGAUCAAGCUCAAGGAGAGGGAGGAGGCGUACGGCCGGGAACUCCGCGAGUGGAAGACUCUGCUGAAACCUCGCAAGCAGCAGUCAAUCAAUGCCUGCGUAUUUUCACAGAACUUCGAGGCGGAGCUAGCUCUGGAGAUGGAAGAACUGGAGUUGCGGUACAAGGGUUACCUGCCCGCGCGCCUCAGCGGCUUCUACCUGACGAACUUUGGCCAAUUCGACUUAUCCCUCUCGAAAUGCCUUUCCGGGACGAAUUCGUUGCCGAAACGACGGCCGAAAAGUUGCAACCACAAACCCAUCGAGUCGGCGUAUUCCGUCCCGAGUUCGCCCAUGCCCUUCCACAUACCCAGGGUCCAGUUGAGGUUCAGCGGUGGCUCGGACACGAGCUCCAUAGCCAGCGGCACGCUCUCCAAAACCCGUUCCGUCAGCAGUAGGCUCGACCUCGUGUCCACACCACCGAGGAAUCAACCCUUCCUCCCCUCCUCCUAGACUUUUGGUCAGCCGUGCUGGGUUUCUUUCUUUUCUACUCUCGUUUUAGGGGCUGUACCAUUUUUACCCCGCGCUCGUGACCCCCUCGUUUGAUUAACAACAUUUUGUGUGAUUAACAACGAAUUGUUUUUCUUUUGAUGUUAUUUUUAAGCCGCAUUGAUUUGUUUAUCGGAGUUCCUUACUUACAAUUAAUGUUAUUGUACUACACGCACGUUCCUCCAACGUUGGAGCGUUGGGAAAAAAAAAAAAAAAAAAAAAAAUUACCAAAUCCUGUGGUACAGCUCUGAAAACUCGUCAUUUCGGGGUGCUUAUGCCAUCUGGUUGGCCCGAGGGUGUCCUGAUCGCUCGAGUCAUAAGUUCUUUGACUUGUAUUAAUUGUACUUUCACGGGAUUAGAUUAGAUGCUUUUUUUUCCUUUUCUUUUUUAUUUAUGCAUCGCAUAUUAUACACGCUUGUACACGUACAGUUUAAGAUCAAUUUUUGUUUUCUAUUACGUUAUUGUUGUUAUUAUUUUUAUUACUACUAUUGUUACGAUUCACGUGCUUUCGAUGCAUUUGAAAUUAAUUCAUGGAAAAUCAAACCUUUUUGUAAAAAAAAAAAAACGCAACAAGUUUAUUGUCGUAUUUUAAAGGAUUUUCCAAAGAGCUGAAUUUUGUUAAAAAAUCUUCGGUGCACUGCUGAAAUUCUCGCACUUGUAUACAAAAACACAAACUAAGAUUUAUAAUAAUAAUAUUUCUAGCGAAAUAAAAAUUACUUUGUAUAAUUACAUGCAUAGACGUGCCACGAACUUUAUUCUCAGCCUCCGUAUGUGGCCGUAAAAUAGCCUUCCUUCGCCAACGUAAGCUUUCACGAAUACUCUGCCUCUGUGUCUUAUUCAAAAAAACUCGUCCUCGAGCUUUUCCUUUUUUUCAGUGAAAUCAUGCCAGUCGUUCAUUGUAUAUGUGUGCAGGUACAUCCCUCGGUCUCUGUGUGUCUAUCAUCCGUGACUGAUGUUCAGCUCACAUUUUAAUCCCCCGAUUUGUUUGUACCAUCAUUCCAUUGCUCUGUUUUACGUUUUUUUUUUUUUUUUUUUUCCUGUCUGUUGUUUACCACGUGCACUUUUUUUGUUGUCUCCAGUCACAAUGGUUUUUUAUUACCGCGAUUGUGUCUUUUUUUUGCUUCUUCAAUUGCUGUUUUUACGAGUUUAUGUUGAUUAUUUGUAACCAAAUCAUUUGAAUGUCAAACGUUAACACAGGGUAUCGUAUACAUGCAUAAGUUGCGUUUGUUGAAAAAAAAAAUUUUUUUUUGAAAUAAGCGCAACGUCAUUGUUUUUGUCUGUUGGGUAAUCAGCAAAAAAAACAAAGGGCUAAUGGUGAUCAUAAAAACAAAAUGUGUCUUAUUUAUUGGUGCUUGGAGUUUUGUUGUUUUUCCA